AUGACCGUCGACGGCGUGCGCUGGGAGUACCGCCUGUACACCCUGCGCGGCGCGGCCCCGACGAAGGCGUUUGGGACGAGGACGAUUGGAGACGUGGCGCGGGUCGUUGGGGAGCACGUCGCGGAUCGGGAGGGGGGGACGUCGCGGAUCGGGAGGGGGGGACGGAUGGGGCAGGUGCAGGUGCAGGUGCAGGUCACCUGGAUCAAAAACAUCUCCCAACCCAACCCCAACCCCAACCACCACCGCACCGCACCGAAAACGAAAACGAAAACGCCAACGCCAACGCCCACGCCAACGACCACGACCACCACGCGCUACUACAUCCGCGAAGCGCGCAAAUGGACGCGCUCGACGCGGCCAAGGCAGAAGCUCCCGCUGUUGAAGGGGCGGUAUAGGCUUGACUGUGCGCGCGGGGGCGGGGGGAAGUGGCGGCAUGUGUCUGUGUAUUAUUCUCCCCGGGGCUCGGGUGCGGGUGCGUGUGCUGGUGGGAGGGCGAGGGCAGGGGCAGGGGCAGGGGCAGGGGCUUGGAUGGGCGGAGCAGAGGGAGAGGAGGAUAGGAAAGUUGGGCUUGGGGUUGGGGUUGGGGUUGGGUCUGGGGCGGUGAAAUUGGCAUGUAAAACUGAACCGGGGAGUGUUGACGAGCCUUCUUUGAAAGUGAAGAGGGAACCUGUUUGGAUUGAUUUGUCGGAUGGUGUUGCUAGUGCUGGUGCUGGUGCUGCCGGUACGGUGACCAUUCCACGCGCUGAACCGUCUGCGCCCUCGGUGCCUGCUGAAAGAGGUGCUCUUGCGCACCAGUCUCCAUCCGAUUCGCAUACUCCUCUACAUCCGCCACACCAUGUUUCCCCACAUCCACAUCCACAAUCACAGCAGUUGCAACCGCAACCGCAACCGCAACCUCAACGUCAACCACAAGUUCCACAGCCGCCCAGUCCAAAAUUAGAGCUAACCUCUCGUCAUCAUGCUGAAAAUAACCACACGCCAGCGUCUACUUCUGCUUCUGCUCUUGGCGCCUCAUCCUCCUCUGCUACGCACGUCGAACUUGAUGCUGUGCAUGGUACUACCACCCGCGAAAAUCAGAGUGGGCAUCUGAACGAGGAAUACUGUGAUGAUGAUGAUGAUGAUGAGAAUGAGGAGCUGCAGUAUCCUGAUUUUGUGGAUGUGGAUGUGGAUGUGGAUGUGGAUGUGCAUCAUGCUCGUCAGGACCAUCACCAUCCUCCGCCUAUUCCUUCUCUGAUGGACACGUCGACGGCGGCGGCGGCGGCGGCGGCGGCGAUGAGUGCUCCUGCGCCAGCAACGUCGGCACUGCCACUGCCACUGCCAUUACCACUACCACCAGCACCACUACCACCAGCACCACUACCACCACCACAUUCACAGAUGCAUAUACAGCCACCAGCGCCAGCGCGAGCUCUUGACACCACACUGCAAAUACGAACGUUGGUGAACGCGAUAAAGGAGGAUGUGCGCGCUGUGAUGGAGCUUGUGAAGAGGCUUGAGAGGAGGCUGGAGGUGUUUGAGGGUAUGUUGGGAGGUGCUGGUGCCGGUGGUGCCGAUGGUGUGGGUGGGAAUGGGAAUGGGAAUGGGAAUGGGAAUGGGAAUGGGAAUGGGAAUGAGAGGGGCGAGGAUGGGGUCGAUAAGGAUGUGCAUGUGCAUGUGAAAGGGAAGGGAGAGGGUGAUAUGAAGGGAUCGGAUGGUCAGAAGUGUGAAGGGGAGAGUCUGCGUGGUGUUCAGAGCGAAUGUGCGGUGGAUGCGGUGUUGGGUGGUGUGUUUGAGAAGGAGAAGGAGACGGGUGGGGGUGGUAAUUUAGAUGUGGAUGUGGAUAUGGAUGGUGGAGAUGGUGUGGAAGGUGAGCAGGUUAUGUCUGGACAUGAAGAAGAAGAGGAGGGUAAGCGCGAAAUGGGUGGUGGUGAGGUUGGAAUGGUGAGGAAACGGAAAAGAGAGGUUGGGAUUAGAGAUUCAGGUACAGGUGCAGGUGAAGGUGAAGGUGCAGGUGGGAUGGAGCGGAUUGGCGCUGUUGGUGGUGAUGUUGAUGUUGAUGGAUGUAUAGGAAGGCUUGUUGCGAAACGGGUCAAGGUCAAAGUUGGUGAGAAAUUUACAGGGAAAGAGAAUGGGGAAGAGAAAGGAAAUGAGAAAGGUAGUGGGGAAGAGAGGGAGAUAUAG
This is a messenger RNA of Psilocybe cubensis, 2160 nucleotides long. RefSeq lists its product as uncharacterized. The coding region runs from base 1 to 2160 and encodes 719 amino acids. Gene Ontology annotation, cellular component: nucleus. Gene Ontology annotation, molecular function: transcription cis-regulatory region binding. The record is from RefSeq and is a predicted model, not a curated record. The transcript is spliced from 3 exons. Gene Ontology annotation, biological process: regulation of transcription by RNA polymerase II. NCBI's taxonomy places the organism in Eukaryota, Fungi, Basidiomycota, Agaricomycetes, Agaricales, Agrocybaceae.